Messenger RNA from Entelurus aequoreus (snake pipefish), 1524 nucleotides. It is a transcript of the gene haus7, whose product is annotated as HAUS augmin-like complex, subunit 7. The record is from RefSeq and is a predicted model, not a curated record. Lineage: Eukaryota; Metazoa; Chordata; Actinopteri; Syngnathiformes; Syngnathidae. Gene Ontology annotation, biological process: centrosome cycle; spindle assembly. The transcript has 9 exons. Gene Ontology annotation, molecular function: microtubule minus-end binding. Bases 518 to 1417 code for a protein of 299 amino acids. Gene Ontology annotation, cellular component: HAUS complex.
AAUUCACUAAUACAGCGUUUGUUUGUAAUUAGCUGCCUUCUGUUUGUUCAGGUUUGCAGUAUUCUUCUGUUUUGACUAGCAAUACCUGUUGCAGUAAAGUUAUUUAAUUGUAAUGGUAGGACCUUUUUCGCCAAUUAAUUAGAUCAAUAAACGAUGCUGUAGAAUUAUUGUUAAAAAAAAAUUGACAUUCAGAUAUUUAAUUGAUAGUUUACCAAGCGUAAAGCAAUACAUUUUGGUUUGAAUGGUUGAAAUCUUUAGAAAAUAGUUUUUUUUAAGAGUGCAUAAUUUCACUCCAUCCCAUUUCCAUAUAUUUUCAUGAUAGCUUGCAUACUUGCCUCCAAACCCUUUCCAAAUAUGCCCUAAAAUGCACUGAUGCAUGUAAAUAAACAGUAGCCUAAUGGGACUCUUGCCCUCCACCUGACACACGGGAGUGCCUCUAGGUCACGUGAUAGCAACCCAGAAAAAUGCUGUGCCCUGUCCCCUGCUGGAAGGUGUGCACUUGCAGGAUUCUGAGGACAUGUUGCAGCUCCUCUGCACUCCAUCCCAGCUACGCACUGACAUCCUGACCUGGAUCUGCUGCAGUAUAGACCCAAACUUUGGCAAUUUGAAAGAGAAGGCGUCGAAGGUCCGAGACCCUGAUAUUUUGACCAGAGGGAUUGCUGCUCUUGGCCAGGACCUGAUGCUGUGCAAAAGAGACAGCCUGGACUUGAUAAAGGGUGACGCAAAUUGCCGCCAGCAGCUUCAGUUCUUGGAGCAACUUGUCGCUGUGGUCCUGGACUGCCACGUGUCCACUGAGCAGGGUGCAGAGAUGCUCUUGAACACGCUCUUUGCUGCAGAGAGUAUGCCUCAUCUCACUCAGAUGUUGACACCUUCACUGGACCCUCACUGGCCCUCCAACACCACGGUUUUUGUACACAAGAAUCCCAAAUCCAAUCUCAAGCCAAGAAGAGACAACGCUGACAACAUUGCUGCCGUCAUCCAGUCUACUCGCUCCGUGCUGGAGAAGCUACAGUCUGAGUGCCACUUCCUAAAAGAUGGGGUGCCAAGUUCCCGCGUCUUCACCCCCAGUGCGCUGCAUUUGGCGCUGGGCGACCUCCAGCAGUUGAUGACCACUUUCUGCCACGUGUAUGAGACGGACCUGAAAGCGUGCUGUGCUCGAGAGUCGUCGAGUUUUAGCGCAGAGACCGAAGUCUUCCAGAGAGUCCACGGACUGCUGCUGGCCUGCAACACGGUGUUGGAAAUGCUGAAGGAAGUGUCGGAAGCAUCGGUGUGUGUGAGCGACCAAGUGAGCCGGCUGCAAACAGAACUGUACUGCGGGAGUCAAGGAAAGAAAGGCACUUUAUCUGAUCAACUGGAGGAACUCACCAAGCGCUACAAAGACUAUGUCUCCCGCCUUCAUUCAUCCAUGCACCAAUGAAUGGCUGGAUCAACAUUUAUUAUAAUAUAGUGCUACCUUUGAUCACACUUUUAUACAUGUUAUUGUUCUGUCCUGUAUUUAAGAAAAUAAAGAUGAAUAGACCUUAA